GGCAAUGGCGCAACCUAUAAGAAAAAUGCGUUACUAUCUCAUGGAUGAGAUUUGUAUACACAAUAAAAAGGAGGACUGCUGGAUUGUGAUUUACAGAAAUGUCUUCGAUUUGACGCCAAUGAUUAAGGAUCGUCUCGAUCACUGGAAUUGCAGCAUGGAUUACUUGGUGGCACAUGCCGGCAAGGAUCUCACCCACUUGUUUCAUGAGAAUGGCGAGCCACGCACUGAGAUCUCACUCAGCACCGGCCGUCCACGUGUGCUCUUUCCACCCAUACUGGAGGUGGCCAUCAGCGAAUUCGCCAAGACCAAGCAUGCCAUGUGGAGUCAGGAUCCCUUCUAUCACAUAGGUCGUGUAACGCGACGACCUCGGCGCAUUCGACUGAUUAACACGCUGACUGCAAAAGUUCAGCACAUGAAUGUGUGUGACGAGGAUAGCAUCUAUGACAUACAGGAGAAGUACAAGCAGCGCUUCAAUCAUCAUGCAGGCAGCUACGAGUGGCGCAAAUUCUCAAAUGGCGCCAAGUGCUGUGGUGUUCUUAACUUGAAUGGCACCUUAGAUGAGAAUGGUCUCACUGAUGAUGAGGAUUGUGAUGUGGAAUUGCCGCCGCCAUCCAUCUGGCUAUACUACACUGAUGACCUGACCAUUGCUUGAUUGGGUUUUGCAAUUUGUUUACCAUUAUUGCCGUUUUUUUGGGUUAUUCGAAAAUUGGUUGUGCAUAGUGCAAGUAAAGGGCACAUUUCAAGCUACACUGCGUUUGAGUCGAAGAGGCAUUAAAACAUCAAAACUAAGCUUGGGCAUGGGACUGCUUCUGGCUCUGGUAUUAUAUGGUAUUUAUUUUUAUUUUGAACAAAUGUCAUGGUCGACAUGCGCUGCUAAUAAUAACAAACUGAAAAGUGCAGCGGACUUAUUCAGGGCCACACUGAGAUAAAUUUUUGGGUGUUGAAAUAAAUACU
Molecule: messenger RNA, 954 nt
Organism: Drosophila grimshawi
Lineage: Eukaryota; Metazoa; Arthropoda; Insecta; Diptera; Drosophilidae
Product: cytochrome b5 domain-containing protein 1
Exons: 3
Coding region: 5-652 (215 amino acids)
Source: RefSeq, a predicted model, not a curated record